AUGGGUAGCUUCAGUGACAAGGAUGAAGAAUCUCAAUUCUUUGAUGCCUCAGAUCACAUUGCAGCAGAAUCCAAAUCGAGUUAUGGGUGCCCUAGGAGUGAUAUUUGUGAAUAUGACGUAUGGAUGAGGAGUCCUCAAAGCAUUACAGAGCGACGUAGGAAAUUCAUUAGAUGGAUGGGAUUGAGCCCGGAUAAGUUAAAAGGAGACAAUUUACAUAACGUAUUUGACGAUUGUAAAAACCAACACGUUUUCAAAGGAGAUGUUGGGAGACUUACGGAGAAUUGUGGGACUGUACUUAGAACCUCGAUUCCUGGGGAUGAAUUUUCUUUAAGCCAAUCUUCUGCAUCAAGUUGGUCCAGUGAUGCUUUUGAUUUGUCGAGUGCAGUUGUUUCAAGUGAAGAAUUUGUAUGUAGAACUGGGUAUCCAGAUGGUGCAAGUGGAAUUAGUUUAGAUGAUAUUGGGGAGGAGGGCAAGCCAAGUAAUCUUCAAGAUGGUGAGUUGGGCCAAUUUCUGACGGCAAGGGAGUUUGUGAAUGUUUCUCAGUCCUCUCCCUUGCUACAGCUAAUUAAUGAAAAUACUUCAAGAAUAAUGAAUAAAAUGAAAGAUAAAUGGUUGAAUAGAUUGCGUUCGAUGAGGCGCUUAAUGAGUAUGGGUCAGAAAGAUGAUAUUCUUCCAUCCAAUAGUUCCAAUCAACUUCAGAGCACUAGAGUUCAAAGAGUCGGGGUUCGCCAUUGUCGGAAAACGUUAAAGGAACUUUCAGCUCUUUUUACAGGACAAGAUAUUCAGGCCCAUGAGGGGUCCAUAUUAACAAUGAAAUUCAGUCUUGAUGGGCAAUAUCUAGCUAGUGCUGGCGAAGAUAAAUUUGUGCGCAUUUGGCAAGUGGUGGAAGACAAGAGGUCAGAUAAUAUUGACAUUCCUGAUGCAGAUCCAUCUUGCAUAUAUUUUUCAGUUAAUCAUCUUUCUGAAUUGGCACCUCUCAUGGGAGAGAAAGAUAAAGCUAACAAAUUCAAGAAUCUUGGAAAAACAUCUGACUCUGCAUGUAUCAUAUUUCCUCCGAAGGUAUUCCGAAUUUUGGAGAAGCCCUUGCAAGUGUUCCAAGGACAUGAUGGAGAGAUCUUGGAUCUUUCAUGGUCAAUGAAUAAUUGUCUGCUUUCAUCAUCAGUUGAUAAAACUGUUCGUUUGUGGCGGGUUGGAGUUGAUCGGUGCCUCAAGGUCUUCGUGCAUAGUGAUUAUGUGACCUGCAUUCAAUUUAACCCUGUGAAUGAUGAUUACUUCAUCAGUGGUUCAAUAGAUGGAAAGGUUCGCAUUUGGACGAUCAAUGGUUGUCAAGUCGUCGACUGGGCUCAAAUAAAGGAUAUAAUCACUGCAGUAUCUUAUCAUCCCAUUGGGCAGGGAGGUAUUAUUGGCUCAAUUACAGGCACCUGUCACUUUUUUAAUAUAUCAUUAUCAGACAAUCAUAUUCAAUUGGGAGCUCAGACAUGCUUAACGAGUAAGAAAUCACCCUGCAAACGGAUAACUGGCUUCCAGUUUUCUCCACAAGACCCCAGCAAAGUAUUGGUUGCAUGUACCGAUUCACAAGUCAGAAUCCUUGAUGGGAUGAAUGUGAUUGGGAAAUAUAGAGGAUUAAGAAAUUCGGGAAACCAGAUUUCUGCUUCAUUCACUUCAGACGGAAAACAUAUUGUAUCGGCAUUCGAGGAUUCUAAUGUUUACUUGUGGAACUACAUUGAUAAGGUAGUGUAUUCUGCUUCGCAGCCAAAAGCCAUUAGAUCGUUUGAGUGUUUCUCCUCUGAUGCAUCUGUUGCAAUACCUUGGUCCGGCUUGAGAAUUGAGAAUCCAGAGAACAGGUUCAUAUCAAGCAAACUUGACAAAAAUUCUAUUAAUUCAUUGCCUUUCUCAGCGUCCACUCGAUUCUUUUUGGGCCAAGAGUUUUUACUGGAGUCGAACCCCAGGGGAUCUGCAACUUGGCCAGAGGAAAAGCUUCCCGUGUCUAGUCCUCGAGUCGCAACAUCUCCAUUGUGUAGAUCUCAAUACAAGCUUUUCAAGAACUCUUAUCAGAGUUUAUCGAGUUCGCAUUUGUGGGGUCUAGUUAUCGUUACUGCAGUUACUGGCCCAGAAACGAAACCGAGUCAUGUGCAAGAAGAUAUCGAAUUGAUUAUGUGUAUCUGCCUGAUGGAAAAGGCCGUGGGACCUUGUACAAUUGCUGUUAAUGGUGGGACUGCUCACAACAUGGUCAGUGGUCGAAAUUCGUUUGAAGAAAAUAGUGGGGAACGCCAUUUUUUAUGGCGUGUUUGCUUGUCUGCCAUUUUGUUCCAGUUCAAGUUUGCUAGCCAUGGCUCGAUAGGUCUUCUGGGAGCCUAA
Molecule: messenger RNA, 2358 nt
Organism: Fraxinus pennsylvanica
Lineage: Eukaryota; Viridiplantae; Streptophyta; Magnoliopsida; Lamiales; Oleaceae
Source: the annotation of a GenBank genome assembly